Molecule: messenger RNA, 690 nt
Organism: Anisakis simplex (herring worm)
Lineage: Eukaryota; Metazoa; Nematoda; Chromadorea; Rhabditida; Anisakidae
Source: the annotation of a GenBank genome assembly
AACGAUAGCUCACUUCAUCAGUAUCAAUAUCAAAUGCAAUCAGCACCAAGUGGUAGUGGUGAUCGAAUAAUGAAAUUCAUGAAUACAUUCGUGGUUUUGGGUGCCAUCACGUUUGCCGGUUAUAAAUUUAUCAGAUCGUUUGUAUUGCCUCGAUUCUUCAACGUACCCGAUCCUGCGAAAGAAGAACAACGACAAGUGCAGCAACAGAUGAAUGAAUUGCAAAACUCAAUGAAAUUCGUAAUUGAUAGUUGUGUGCAAACACUGCAGACGAUAAAUAAACAACAGGAACAGUUGAAUGCACUGUUGAGAAUCAAUUCCAUUGAUGGCGGGCAAGUAAAUUCAACUCGGAGUGAAAUUGAACGUUUACGCAACGAUAUCUCAACUGUUAAAUCACUUUUAUUGAAUCAAAAUCAGUUCGCUGCAAUACCCAACGGUACUCUCCAUCCCACUAGAAAUCACCUCAAUAACACUAGCAAUAAUACUGAUAACAUCAACUUCAAACCCAUAGCGUUACCGUCAUGGCAAAGACCAAAGAAUGCAGAGCAAAAUCAGUGCUCAACACAAAGUCCCAACAGUUUUGGAGCAUCAGGAGAUGAUGUGAAUGCGGUAUCUCGUAAGAAAGAUUCAGCAUCUGAUAUCGAUAGUGACAAGGAGUUCGAACGUUUGAAUGUGAAUGGAUCAUCAGCUUGA